Rangifer tarandus platyrhynchus (Svalbard reindeer) is the source of this 369-nucleotide messenger RNA. The record is from the annotation of a GenBank genome assembly. NCBI's taxonomy places the organism in Eukaryota, Metazoa, Chordata, Mammalia, Artiodactyla, Cervidae.
AUGGCCUCCCGGCAUCUAAAGGUCCCUCCGUUUUCAACCAAAGGUGCUACAAGAACCUGCGGCGCGGACUUCCUCCUGCGCAUGCGCCUGCCGCCCCAGGCGCGUCCGCGUGUAUCCGUAUCUGCGUGGGGCCCCGGACCCUUCCUGGCCAUCAGCCGGGCCUGGGACCUGUCCCAGGAGUUUGCUGCGGAGGCCGAGCUUCCCGGCACGCGUGUGCAGGGGCGGGACGCCCGACCCCCGCCCUUCUCCUGUGGGGUGGUCGGACAUGACAUGAUGGGACUGAGGCCGAGGGGAGACAGACCACCGUCCCAAGCUGCUGCUUCCUCUUGGCAGUUUGCGGGGAGGAAGAAGCCUGGACAUGGUUCUUAG